AUGUUUUCAGGGGCUGAUGCUCUAAAACUUGGGGUGGCUCCAUUUACUGAAACAGGUCGUUUUAGUAUGAUGUCCGGUAUUGUGGAGGAAUUGUGUCUGCGUGGUCAUGAGGUGACCGUUUACGUCCCUGAGUCCUUUUUAGUUGAAUGCCACAAAAUACUGGGAUGCGAGUGUGUUUCGAUUGGUGAUUACAAUGAAUCCUACACAAAUAACAAUGAAAGGACAGGAUUAUUCUCAGAUAUACGUAUGUUUAUUUCAAAGGAGCACGCGAGAAGGAACUUCAACAUAUUUUUUGCUUUGGCAUUAAAGUCGGCUCUGCAAAAGGCGCAUUCGUUGCCCGAUGGUCUUAUAGUGGAUAUUGAAACUUGGGGUGUGGACAACCUUGCUAGGAGUUUGCACAUCCCCACCAUUUUUCUUUGGUCGUCACCGCAGUGGCCGGCUCAGAUGAACCCUUCUUUUCCUGCAGCUGGAAGUGGACUGAGUGUCCGUAUGAGUGGAAAGCAGAGGCUGAAGAAUUACUUAGUCCAGCGAGUAAACUACUGGAUUGCAAAGAUGCAUAAUACGAAAAUAGACGGAUCUUAUGAAUCCUUUGAGAGUCUCCUUUAUAAACGGCAAAUAAUUGCACCUUUUGUUUUCGGUUUGGAUGUCGCCCAGCCCUUUUGUCCGAAUGUUCACUCGGUUGGAUUCCUAAGUCCUCGUGGCAGGGAAACGGAGUCUCUCAAUAGCAGUUGGCUCUCAUGGAUGAAUGGAUGUACAGAUGGUAUUCUUUAUAUAAAUCUGGGGUCUAUUUCUCACAUGCCCAGUGAAUGGACAAACAGUUUAUAUGAAUCUGUUGAAGUCUUUAACAAGAAGACGUUAAUGUGUGUCUUCUGGGAGAUUCCUGAUAAUCGGCAUGCAUCCUUGAAGGCCAAAAAGAAUGAGGCACGUUUCCGAGUAUCAUCUUCUUUUUUAGUUCCACAACGCUCUAUUUUGCAACAUAAAAACACAAAGGUAUUUUUAACGCAUUGCGAAGGUGUUUCGGUUUAUGAGAGUCUGGAGAGUGGGGUUCCAAUGCUGGGAUUGGGGUUUUCCUCUGAUCAAGCGGAUAUGUGUGCGAGGGUACAAGCUGCUGGGCUAGGGGUGGUGUUAGAUAAAGCUGUUUUGCAUCCCUCUCGGUUUAUCAAUGAAGUUAUGCAGGUUAAAAACAAUCCAGACAUCAUCGGUAAUCUCAUGAAAAUUGGGCGCAUGGGAUAUGUGAUGGGGGGAUCAAGAAAGGCAGCGGAUGUUAUUGAAUUCGUGGUUUCUCUGGGUUUUGAUAAUGAGGAUUUUUUCUGUCGCUUCGUCCAGUUGCCGUUUAUUGAACAGCAUGAUUUGGAUGUUUUGUUUUUUAUUAGUGGCGCGCUUGCUGUUGUUACUUUUGUUGUUGCAAAGAUGAUUUCUCGUAGGAAAUCGACAAGAAAAACCCACAAAAAACGGGACUGA
Molecule: messenger RNA, 1461 nt
Organism: Trypanosoma conorhini
Lineage: Eukaryota; Euglenozoa; Kinetoplastea; Trypanosomatida; Trypanosomatidae
Product: putative UDP-glucoronosyl and UDP-glucosyl transferase
Exons: 1
Coding region: 1-1461 (486 amino acids)
Molecular function (GO): UDP-glycosyltransferase activity
Source: RefSeq, a predicted model, not a curated record